This is a messenger RNA of Harpia harpyja (harpy eagle), 13690 nucleotides long. It is a transcript of the gene MAP3K9, whose product is annotated as mitogen-activated protein kinase kinase kinase 9. Lineage: Eukaryota; Metazoa; Chordata; Aves; Accipitriformes; Accipitridae. The coding region runs from base 282 to 3431 and encodes 1049 amino acids. Gene Ontology annotation, biological process: protein phosphorylation. The record is from RefSeq and is a predicted model, not a curated record. Gene Ontology annotation, molecular function: ATP binding; protein binding; JUN kinase kinase kinase activity. The transcript has 12 exons.
GUCAGGUGGCUCCGGGAUGCGCGGCCGCGGCGGCAGGCGGAGGCGGGCGAGGAGGAGGAGGAGGGGGGGGAUGCGGCGGCGGCUCGGCGGCACGCGCUGCCUGCCCUCGCCUGUCCCCGCGCUGGGCUGAGGCGGCCCCGCGCCGGGCACCCCCCCCGCGGCGGCGGCACCUGCUGCCGGCAGGCGCCGGGCCGCAUGAACAAUAGGCGGCGGUACCGGCCCUGCCGCCCCCCGCAGCGCCCGGCUGCAGCGGGCGCCUCCCCCUAUGGAGCAGCCUCGCCAUGGAGCCCCUCACAGAGCUCAGCCAGGAGGGCGCGGGCGGCGGGGAGCCGCCGGGCGGCGGGCCGCUCUGGACCGCCGUCUUCGAGUACGAGGCGUGCGGCGAGGACGAGCUGAGCCUGCGGCCGGGGGACGUGGUGCAGGUGCUGUCCCGGGACUCGCACGUGUCCGGCGACGAGGGCUGGUGGACGGGAAAGAUCGACCAGCGCGUCGGCAUCUUCCCCAGCAACUACGUGAGCAGCGGCGUGCAGGGGGCCGGCCCGGAGCUGCGGGCCCGCUACCCGCCGCCCCCCGCCAUACAGCUCCUGGAGAUCGACUUCUCAGAGCUUGUUCUGGAGGAAAUCAUUGGCAUAGGGGGCUUCGGAAAAGUGUAUCGAGCUGUAUGGAUAGGAGAUGAGGUUGCUGUCAAGGCAGCUCGCUAUGACCCUGAUGAGGACAUCAGCCAGACCAUUGAGAAUGUCCGCCAAGAGGCCAAGCUCUUUGCAAUGUUAAAGCACCCUAACAUCAUUGCCCUCAGGGGCGUGUGUUUGAAGGAACCUAAUCUUUGCUUGAUCAUGGAGUUUGCCCGUGGAGGAUCACUAAAUAGAGUGUUGUCUGGUAAAAGGAUACCUCCUGACAUACUAGUGAACUGGGCAGUACAGAUUGCAAGGGGAAUGAACUACCUGCACGAGGAAGCAAUUGUUCCCAUAAUUCACCGUGACCUGAAGUCCAGCAACAUACUGAUACUCGAAAAGGUGGAAAAUGGAGAUCUGAGCAACAAGAUAUUGAAGAUCACGGAUUUCGGCUUGGCCAGGGAAUGGCAUAAAACUACCAAAAUGAGCGCAGCUGGGACAUAUGCCUGGAUGGCUCCUGAGGUCAUCCGCUCCUCCAUGUUCUCCAAAGGCAGCGAUGUGUGGAGUUACGGCGUGCUGCUUUGGGAACUGCUAACAGGAGAAGUACCAUUCCGAGGAAUUGAUGGUCUUGCCGUAGCAUAUGGUGUUGCCAUGAAUAAACUUGCCCUUCCAAUCCCUUCCACGUGUCCAGAGCCUUUUGCCAAGCUCAUGGAAGAUUGUUGGAACCCUGACCCACACUCACGACCUUCCUUUGCCAGUAUCCUAGACCAUCUCACCGCCAUAGAAGAGUCUGGUUUCUUUGAAAUGCCCAAAGAUUCCUUCCACUCCUUGCAGGAAGACUGGAAACAAGAGAUCCAAGAGAUGUUUGAUCAGCUCAGAGCCAAAGAAAAGGAGCUGCGUACAUGGGAAGAGGAGCUGACCCGUGCUGCUGUUGAACAGAAGAACCAUGAGGAGUUGCUACGAAGGCGGGAACAGGAGCUGGCAGAACGCGAGAUUGACAUCCUGGAAAGGGAGCUCAACAUCAUCAUCCACCAGCUGUGUCAGGAGAAGCCUCGGGUGAAGAAACGCAUGGGGAAGUUCAAGAGGAGUCGGCUCAAGUUAAAAGAUGGCAAUCAUAUCAGCCUGCCUUCAGAUUUCCAGCAUAAAUUCACUGUGCAGGCUUCUCCAACGAUGGAUAAAAGGAAAAGCUUGAUCAGUAGCUGCUCCAGUCCUCCUGCAAGUCCUACCAUUAUUCCCAGACUCAGGGCCAUACAGUUGGCUCCUGCUGAAAGCAGUAAAACGUGGGGACGAAGCUCAGUCCUUCCAAAGGAGGAAGGAGAGGAAGAAGAGAAGAGAGGCCAGAAGAAAAAGGGACGCACUUGGGGACCAAGCUCACUUUGUCACAGGGAGCUAGGUGCAGGAGAAGAUGGUCUGAAAGCUCUGGUAGAAGGAUACAAACAGUGGUCAUCCAGUGCACCGAACCUUGGGAAGAUCCAGAGAACUGCGCCUGCUUUUCCAGGAUUCACCAGCUUAGCAGAGAUGGAUGAUGAAGACAGUGAAUGUCUUAAUGGGGAGGGCAAAGUGCACCCUUCACCUGGCCACAAUCAGUCAUACCUCUGCAUCCCAUUUCAGAAGAACGAAGACUGGGAUGGUCCUUCUAGUGAUGCCAAUGAGGAGUCCACCCCUGUGAACUCUGCUACUAGUACCCCACAGCUGACACCCACCAACAGCCUCAAACGCAGCGGCUCCCACCACAAGCGAUGUGAGGUUGCGUUGCUUAGCUGUGGAGCAGUGCUGGCUGCUGCAGGCCUAGGUUUUGAUCUGUUAGAAGCAGGGAAGUGUCAGCUGCUGAUUGAGGAGGAGCCAGAGGUGCCCAAGGAGGAGAAGAAGAAACGUGACAGCAUCUUCCAGCGAGCUGGACGCCCACGCAGGAGCACUAGUCCACCUUCACGAAAGAUCUUCAAGAAAGAGGAUCCCAUGUUGUUGCUAGGCGAGCCAUCCACAUCCCUCACCCUUCUUUCCCUGUCUUCCAUUUCCGAAUGUAAUUCCACCCGGUCCCUGCUGCGCUCAGACAGUGAUGAGAUUGUGGUGUAUGAAAUGCCUGUCAGCCCAGUGACAGUCAAGGCUCCCUUACCAGCCAUUACCAACCCACUAGUCAAUGUCCAGAUCGAGAGGUUCAAACAAGACCCCAACCAGUCCCUGACUCCCACACAUGUGACGGUCUCUUCCCACACCCAGCAAAGCGGGCACAGGCGCACACCUUCUGAUGGGGCCAUCAAAGGGAGUGGACUAGUUGUCAAUGGGUGCCCAACCAGUGGAUGCCCUUCCAGUAGCUGUUUAACUGGAGCACUGGGAGCAGGUGUGUUAAAAACACCUAGUCCAAGUAGAGAUCCCAAUGAGGUCCCUCGCCUGCCAGACCCCAACCUUGUUUUUCCUCCAACCCCGAGACGAUGGAAUGCACAGCAGGACUCCACACUGGAAAGACCCAAGACAUUGGAGUUCCUGCCCCGGCCACGUCCUGCAGCCAGUCGGCAGCGGCUUGAUCCCUGGUGGUUUGUGUCACCCAGCAAUGCCAAGGGUGAAUCUUCUGCCAACAGUUCAAGUACUGAUACUCCAAGCAAUCUGGACUCUUGUUUUGCUAGUAGCAGCAGCACUGUAGAAGAGAGACCUGGACUGCCUGCACUGCUUCCUUUCCAGGUGGGUGUUCCUGUAGAGGAGCGGACACUGUUGGACAUAGAUGCUGAGGGGCAGAGCCAGGACAGCACCAUUCCGCUAUGCAGAAGUGAACUUAACACACACAAAGCUGCAGCAUAUGAACUCAAGCAAGAAUUCUGGUCUUAGUAUGAAAUCCGCUGGGGGCAGUGAGCCCCUCUAAAUUCAAUCCUACUUUUUGCACUGAGAAUGCACUUUGAAGACAGAUGAGAUGGAGGGAUGCUACAGAGAUCAUAUGGUGCUGCCUCUGCUGAACACGUGUUGUUCGACUGCCUGAUUUUUGUCUGCAGUUGGAUGAAACUUGACAACUCUGAGCUGCUGACUUUUGCUGUGGGGUUUUUCUGUAGUCUUCCCUGCCCUCUUAUUGCAGUUUGAAUCUGCAAUGAGCUAAAAUUAUCAUAUCAAAGUCUUUGUUACUGACCUUGUAGGAUUUGGCACUUGCAGUAAGUAUAUUGGUAUCUAUCCUGGUAUUAAUCAGUAUUUUCAAAACUCGAAUAUUACACUACAGCAGACCCCAGUGUUUGAUGUUUUCCCAAGGAAUCCAGAACAGAAGCAAGUAAAUAUCUGGAGACUACUUUCUCUGAAAUGUAUUCAGAUCAUUAGAUAGGCCUGGGAAUGAUGGUACCCCCACUGAAGGAGCAGAAGUAGCUAUCUUGGACUCACUUGUCCUCUUUUGCUCAUGUGAUAGUGCAAGGUGGAACAGAUUGCAGAGGAAGGGCAUGGCAUCUCCACUGAUGGAGGUCUUUGAGAACAGACUAACUAGACUAUUGGGAAUGAGUAGGUGUAGUUGAUCCUGGCUUCAAGGCAGGUUGGAUGGACUUCAAUGAUCUCUAGAGGUCCCUCUCAGCCCUAUUUUUCUAUGACCCUGUGCUUUCAAAAAGAUGAAGGCUUAUGCUAUGGCUGUUUACUCUAGCUUGCUUUUUUUCUUUCAGACUUUGGUUCCAUCAGCUUCCUUUUCCCAUCCCCUGUACCCCAGGCUCAUAGUUGAGCUGCCUCUGCUUUGGGAAGGGAAUUAGCAGCCACUCUUUCUUUAAAGCUGUGUUGGCUUGCAGCAGUAACUUCUGUGUCCCCUUGCUUUUUUUCUUGCUGUUCUUUCUCCUUUCUUACGCUUUUUAGGAGUGGCCCUUGAAACCCAAGACUGUUCUUAUGCACACUGAUACCUGUUUAAGGUUCUUUUGAAAUUGAGGCUUGUUAGUAGUUGGAUUGUGCAAACAGGAAUCAGGACAUCUGGAUUCUGUUUUGUUUUGUCACUGACUCACUGUGUGACCUUGGGCAAAUAAUGUAACCUCUGUGCCUGAAUUUCCCCAUCUGUAAAUAAUAGGAAUAAUACCUACCUCACAGGGGGAGGGGUUGGGACAUAUGUUAUAGGUAUAAAGUCCUUUGAGAUCUUUGAGUGAAAGGCACUAUAGACAUGUAAACCUUUAUUCUUGUCCAAAUAUGUAAAAACUCCUAACUCUGGAGCAAGAACAGACCCCUGUCUUGAAGGAGGAAGUCACACAAAUAGGGUGUGCCUAUGCUCACGCUUUUCUGUACAGAGACUGCAGGUGUGUCUGUGCAUCUGCAGGUAUAUCUUACUGGCUUUAAUGAGAGCUUCACUCUUCCCCAGUUUUGGCAUUAUAAAUAAGGGAUGUGGCCUUUAUAUGAGUGUAAUAGGGUAGUCUGCUUUAUUGCAGGGUACAGCAUAUCUGUUCACUCUUUUUGUGCAGAUCUGUGCUCAUUUUGCUAAUCUACUGACCAUUUGGGUGCAAGUAACUGAUUUGACAGUGCUGCCAACGCAGUGCUCAACCUGUUAGGGCAGUCCAGUCCUGUUGUGAAGGCAGUGUGGCCGAAUACUUUCUCGCAGCUGUUAGCACAGAGAACCUGUGUGUUUAGAUGUUUGUAACCUGACGUUAAAAACCAGCAUGUGUGAGGAAGUACUGUACGUAAGGUUUUUUUAAUUCUGUUUGAGGGCUAAAACCAGUAUGUUGCCAUUAGUCAAGUGCACCCCUUUUUUCAAGCAAUUCUGGUAUGUUUUCAUUUAGAAAGGUCACACAUUUCUUGUUUAUCACGUUCCGUGAAACAUGUUUAAUGGCAGAAUUACCUUUUGCUGCCUCCCCCAUUGAAUGCUCCAGAGCUAGACUUAAUGAUGCUACACUAGCUGCUGAAGCUGGACAGACUGUUGACUGGGUAGGCAAGGUAUUCUGAUGUGGGGCUAAGAUACUUUAAAAAGAAAACUUACACUUCUGACACUUUUGUUAAAUGUAGACUUUUAGCAUUAUUGAUUUCUUAAGCGUUCAUGCCUUUUGCUUUCUGUUUUUUGUGAUCCAGAAACUAAAAAAAAAAAAAGGUAAACCCCACCUAAACAGAUGGUUAAUUUCGAUUGUGGUAUAGAAACAAACUCAAGGAAAGCCCAGUCAGAGGCUGUGUCACAGGCACUUAAAAGCAGGAGAUUAAAACUAUCUAUAUUUCAUAGUCUCCCUUACCACUUUAAAAAGUCUGAAACAAAACUGGAUCAGCUGUUCUGAAAUGCAAUGUUUUCUAUCCAAAAAGUAUUAUUACAAAUGUCAUAGGAAGCAUCAUCUGCUCUGCGAAGAUAUUACCUGGAAUAGCUCCAUUUGAACAGAGAUUUUUAAAAUCCAUUUACUUGCAUGGAAUGGGAGGUUGCCUUUCUAGGUCACGUUGUUUUAACUCAGCCCACUAAACUUCCUGAUAGUUGGCCAGUUGCUUUCACCAAAUGAACUGUAAGGUUUCUGUCAAGUUCCCAGCAGGCAAGACAGCUGUAAAGCCAAGUUGUUCUUUUGCUUAGGAAAGUUGAGGAUGGAGUAUCAAAACCCUUUCCCCCUCUCUCCCUUUUAGAUAAUCACUUGGUGAAAGUGGUGUGUAGCUGACCUAUUAGAAGUGUUUUGCUCCAAAGAGCAUCUUCCCUAACACCAAAUGGAUGUUGCUACAUCAAAGGACCUGGGUAGGACAGAUGACAGGGAGUCAAGGGUCCAGAUCAGGGUUUCCAGUCUAGAUAUUUUCUACUAUGAAGCUGGCAGAAAGACUACGUAGAAGCAUAAUGUUUGGUGUUUGUUUUCUUUAAACACUCCUUGGAUGCAAUUGUCUUAGUUGAAUCUAGCAUGUGAAAUAAAAUGAGGUAGUCUGAGCAUCAACCCAUAACUGUCUUCCAGUUGGGAGCCCUGUGGCUAACCUGAGGUAUCAGGCAAGAGGAGUCUGUUGUAGAAACAAAGCUAUUGGCUUUAGCAGGUUGUGGGCUAUUCUUUGACAGGCAGAGCGGGUUCUCAAGGCGAAGAGUUGUCGGGUGUUUUACCUUAUGCAUCCGCAAAUGGUGUCCUGAGGCCCAGGGGCUAUGUGCAUGUUUAAGCUAGCUCAUAACCUCUCCCUAUACCCAUCUAUCCCAUCCUGGCUUGAUUUCUCUUCUUUUCUUAAUCUGUUGGGUUUUUUCCUUCCCAGUUGUGGGAGCUGAGGUGCUCCGAAUCUCCAAAGGAGUGCUUCACUUUAGUCCACUAGAUACUGAGAAGAUAUGAGCCUGUCAGCUCACAAAACUUUUUUUUUUCUUUUUUUUUUUUUUUAACUGGUUACUAGUAUUCCCAUUUAUCAGGGAGAUAAAAAUUUCAGAAUAUUGUUGAUUUGACAUACCUUUCUAGCAGUAUUCUUGAGGAAGAUGGUGAAAACCUUGCUAUAAAAAAAUUCUAAUAAAUGUAUUCUUUCCUAAAUAUCUGAAUAAGUUGCACUUUUUUUUUCCUGAGAAAGAGAACAUGAGAGCACAAAAUCCCUGAGCAGUCUGAAAUAUAACGACAAAAAAUGGGGUAAAAUGUAUUACAGUAAUUACAGGGCUCACAAAGAGGAAGUGACAAAUUUUUAACUGAUAGUAAUAGUAGUAAGAUUGCUGCUGAGAGAAAUUUUUCUGGUCUAGAAAUUUCUAUGUAUUUUCUUUUAAAUAGUCAGCUGGCAGUAUAUAUCACUAAUUUAUAUAAUAGAUGUGCUGAUUUAGGAAAUAGAAAAAAGUUUGCCAGCCCUUUAAAAUACGCUAUCCUUGUAGCCUGUUUGUUUUUCCUGUAAAAUUGGGGGGAAAGCACAGGGAUAGCAACCAGUGCAAAAAAUCACAAAUUUUUUUGAUAAAUUUUUACUGGUUUCACAGAAAGUGAGUGUGGGACAGGUAGAGAGAAGACAGCUUUUGUGUCAAAACUAGGGUGAUAAUAGUUAUGGGGUUUUUUUCUAAUGCUGUUACUUCCUAUGGACUGUACAAUGCUCUGCUCUGCCAGCAAGUACAUCUUACCUCCUUUCAAUCCUUUUCAGAGGUGCAAAUGUAACUUUUUAUAGGUAUUUUUUUUCCUUCAGGUUAUUAUUGCAGUGGGUUGAUAUUCAGUACGGAGCAGGGAACCUCAGUGAAAAUAUUCUUUUUGUAACUGUUUUCUAACAAAAUGAGUAUUUUCAAACUGAAUUUUUCAUUAUCAAUGUGGAAAGACCUGUUCUGGUUUGGCAUGCUUUUAUGAUGAAGUAUUUUUCUGUACCUCUAGGAAUGGGAGUAGUUGCCUUCCUCUUCAUAGCAUGCUGUUAUCUUAAGACUUUCUGGACAAUACUGCAUAGAGAUGUUACUUCGAUAUUGCCAUGAAACCGGAUACUUCUCAUUCUGUUGAAGGUGAGGCAGUAAUGGUCAAGUAAAGAAAGGUUUUUGCCAUCUGGAGUGUUCUGUUAAAUACAAAAUCACAGGAAACCUCCCAUCUUGAGUCACCUUUCUAUCUUGAGCUUAACUUUUAUUUGAAACUUAAUUCAUCUCUGUGGGAUGAAUAUGGGAGCUGGAGUCCCAUUAGAUGUAUGGAACCAAAUCUAAUACUGUAUCCCAAAAUUCAGUGAUAGCCUGUUACUUUUGUAAGUAAUUUUAGGCUAAUAUUAAUGGGCUUGUUUCUUUGGGGUUUUUUUGAAACCUUUCUUCUUGGAAAAAGUGCUUAUUGCUUUCUAACCUUUUCCACGCAUUUUGGAAAUAGUCUCAAGAACUCUUACCAACUCUAUGGCAAAUAAGGAGGCUUAUAUCUCGCAUAGUGAUACAGGUCUUCCUUUUGGCUUCACUUUUUUAGUAUGAAACAAGGACGCCUAUGUUUAGAAAUGAAGAUUUCUGAUCCUUAUCCUGUUGCUGCAGAACAGUUUCUUAGCUUCCAUAUUUAUAACUCAAUCCACUUCAGGCUGUAAUUUGGGUAAAACUGGACAUUAAGAGUGAGGGUAUAGGCAUGUGUUAAAACCUAUUUGCGAAAAAGCAAUAAAUACAGCAUGCAUGUGCAAAGAGAACCAAAACAUACUCAUGCUGUCACAGAGGAUAACUUUCAGACUUCAUAAACCUUUGGUUGAUCAUAUUAUUAAGAUAUCUUUAGGAAAGAAUGCCUUCCUAUGUUUUUCUAUUAAGUUUCCUGUUGUAAGAUUAGAAUAUGGUGCUUUGCACAGACAGUGGUAUUGUAUCUAGCUGGAUAGAAAGGAUCUUUAACCAGAUUUUUGUCUUUUUUUUCUCUAUUUCCAAUACAGUUUGUGGUUUAGAUUUUCCUUUUUUUUGUGGUUAACAAACAAGAGAGUCUUAAGAAGAACUUACGUUUACUAUUUCCUCAGCCCUACUUUCACAAUUUCACAAGGCAGUAUGGAAAUGCAUUUAUGGCUGCUGCUGCUGUUCCCUCUAUUGAAUAUGCUAGUAGAAGGUCACAUGCUGCAGUUAAAAUGUGCAUUUGCUUUUGGUUUUUUCUCAUGCUCUGCUUUUUUAAGCAGCUUUGCCAUUGGUCAGAGAUGAGUACAGCUUCUGAAAUUAUCUACAUCAGUUUUAUUUUUGUAUGUUAAAAAUAGUCAUUCCCAGGCUAAGAGGUGUGUGUGCUUGAUUAAAAGGUAAUUUACCACUGGUGACUAGGUGGUGUAGCUGCCAGAAUUAUUAUUGUUCCUCUCUAACAAAGAUCUCCCUUUUUUUGCAACUGGAAAGUCUUUAGCAUUUCAUUAAUGUUUGUAUACAAGAAACACAUUUCAUGUCCUUCUGUACAUGAGUGAAAAAUCUUUUUUUCUUUGGUUCUAAAUGACCAGGAACAUCAUUUUCCUACUGCGAAUGGCUUCUUGGACUGUUUGGUUUUUUGGUAGUGGGUUGUUUGGUUGGUUAGUUGGUUUUUUAAGCCUGUGAAAUACAUAUGUAUCUGUAAGGUGCGUCCUGUAUUCCUAGGUGCCUUCUAUCUCACAUGCCUCCUUGCUAGGGCCUGAGGUUGGUUUUUGGAGGGAACUCCUGGUUGUAGUUUUCAGUACUGUAGUGUUCUUCAUCACACAUCAGGCCAAAUACCAGCACAGUAAACAUUUAAUGUCCUCCCAUUUAUUGAUGUGUGUACACCCCUGUGGAAAGAAGUACGCUAUCACUGGCUUUCCUUAUCUCUUGAUUAGAAUUCUGCCCCUAUCCCAUCUUUUUCAGUUAUUAAUUCUUGUUACCAAAGUACCUGGGGACCUAAGACAGAAACCAAUACAUGUUUUAGGUGUGCUUUGACCUAAAAUGUUUCCAAGCUAGAAACAUAAGAUACAACUGGGAGAAGUGAAAGCGGAGGUUGGCAGGAAAUAGCAAAUAAAAGAGUGAAAUUACCCUUCUUAAUGUAAUAAGCAGUCAGACGACAGAGGGGACUAGCUGCUUGGUAAUCUCUUGGCAUUGUAGGUAAGUUGGGUCCUAAAGAAGAAUUUGAGGAAUAUGUAGUUACUUAAUUUCUGGUUGGUUUGGUUUAUUUUACCCUGAGCUACCUCAUUUGUAGAGCUGGAAUGGGAAGAAAGCGUGAGUUUUGGUAAGAAAUGCUCUAGGUAGGCAGUUGAGGCUGGGAUGAUGGGAGGACAGAGGCAAACACUUGCAUUUGGCUCUUUGACAUGCAAAUUCCUGAUGGAAAAAUAAAACCAGCAAUUCAGUUUUAGAAGUUAAGAUUAUACUUGCUUUUACUAUGUAUGUCUCCAAAAUAAUAAAUGACAAGGCAGGGCAUUUUUUCUUGAUGGUUUCUGACCUGUGGAAGAACUGAUUGUCCACAGACCAAAAGGUGGUGAUUUUGUAUAAGUCACUACUGCUUUUAAAAGUGAAGGCCUGUUUUCUGAAAACAGAUUUUUUAAAAAUAAACUCAUGUGCUCUUAAAAUGGACCUACACACAAUCCUGAUUGUUUCCCUGUAUUUGCAGUAUUGUUUUCCUAAUGUGUCAGAUCCUAAUACAGUCCUUAUUGUAUCUGAGUGCUAAUAAUGUGCAGACAGCCCAAUAUAGCUAAUAUUAAGAAAUAAUGACACAUUUUUAGUGUGUAGUGUAGUGGAUUUAUAAGUUCAGCCUGAAGUGGGCUACCGUUAGAUCUGUAGGUGAUGGGUCAGAUGGAUGCACAGCUAGCAAAAGGGGGCUUAGAACAAAUCUGCAGGAGGAAUGCCAAAGUUUUAUUUGCUUAAAAUAAAUUAUCUGAAAAAUAAUCAUGUUGGGGGGGAAGAAAGGCCCUUCAUUAUUCAGAAAUACUUUUCUAGUAUUUUUUCCACGCUCAAAUUUUAGCUUCCAGGAUAGCUAGUGAGAACCUACAUUGUGUUUGAAAGUUGUUGGCUGAAACCCCAACAUAAGACCAGAGUGACUGACACUGUCUCCCUGUUCUACCUUGAUUGUUCCAAUUUAGCAUUUUCUCAAGAACAGAUGUUGAGGUUGGGUAAAGCUAACCUCCUUGUCUUGAAGAGAGACAUAUAGGUCUGAGAAAGAAGAAACAUUGUUCUAGCCAUGUCCUGAUGCUUUUGUGUCUCGCUCUCUUACCAGUAGAGGUUCUAAUGGAGCAGGAAGUCAUGCCGGUGUUUUUCCAAGCUUCAUUGAUAAGAAUGCUGCUAACAGCGCAUUUCAGUACAAGUUCUUUGGGAACCCUUGUACUUGGUUUCUCAUAGAGUUUCGGAGCAACCCUGGCCUCUGAUUACUGUUUGGCAUAGCUCAGUUGCACACUGAGCUUCUUGAGUUUAACUACAUCUGGAGGAGAACUGAGGUUCUUCUGGAAUUUGUGGAUGUGGCCACUUCUCGACUUGGGUAAUGUGUUUUCUCCCAGGCCCAGUCUGUGUCAUGAAAUGAGUUGUCACCUUCAACUGAUUGCCCAGAUAUUCAGGGUAGGCUUGUUCUUCUAUCUUGCAUGCUUUAGUGAGCAGCUCUUACAAUGUCAACAGGGUUAGCAUUUGUAUUUGAAUAGGGCAGCUAAUACCUCUGAGCUGACUUCUCACACUGCAUCUCAAGCAGAUGUUACUGCAUCAGUUCUGCCAUUGCUCUGUUUUCAAGGAUAUCUUGACAACCAUAACAUCCAGAAAUCUUAGACCGUAAAGAAUAAAGCCACAGAAAAAAAAAAAGGGGGGGGAGGAAGAAAAAAAGAAAGCAUACGAGCCUUUGCCAGUUGAAUGGUUGAGUUUGGCUAGUGCUCUUUGCAGAGAGUAAAAUCCAUUCUUGUGCAACAUAGGUCUCUUUGGGGGAUGGCUAAAUUCAAAGUGGAGAAUAUACCUAGAUCCACUUAACGUCAGUAGGCACCAGUGCCCCUCAUUUGGCAGUUAUAAUAAGAAACCAUGUAAAGCCAAGAACAUCUAGUAGUAAAAGUUCAUAUUUAGCGUAAUUAGCUUUCAAGUUAAAAGGGAAGAGGCCUCAAUUCAAGAAAGCUCUUCAUCACAUACUUACAUUCCACUGACUUCAGUGAUGUUUAUCUGUGGGUCAAAAUGCAUGAGACCCCAAUUCAGCAAAGCUCUUUUAAUCUAAAUUGGGGAAUUGUCCUGUAGAGAUUAAUGGUGAAGGACCAGGCUCUGUACUUUGAUUGUCAGAGGAAAGAGUUCCUUCACAAGCCUCUGGGUACACACUGGUUUGAUUGCAGACUCUUGUGGCCUUUCCAUGACUGCACAUGCCAUGCCUAUUUGACUGCUAAUUCUUACCAUAAACAGGGUAAGCUUAGAGAAUGUUUUCUGACACAGGAAGAAGGAGCAACAACUUCUACAUUAGCAGAUUACUAGCUGUAAAGGGGGCAGUAAGUGGUGCAUGGAGGUUGUAUGUGCAAAUGUCAGUUUAACCUGAGGCCUUUUCUCAGGUGUUCUUUCUCAUUUUAAAAAUGCAUCCCUCCAGGCUGGUGGACAGACCUGACAAGUUCAGCAGUGAAUCAACAUCCACCACUGUUACUAGAGUUCUAGGGUUCUUGUUUGUCAGCUGUUGGUGCAGCACUUUGUGCUGGUAUAUAUGAUUUCUUUGUCAGAAAUUCAGGGCAAGCUGGAAAUAUCUGCGAUAUUUUGCCGGACUUAAGUUGAGAGGCUUAUAUGGAGUGGUCAGGGCAACAGUGGUGGAAAAAAUCAGGGAAAAUACCUGUGCUUUUAACAAUGUCUCUUCUGUGGCUUUGAAAGUCCAAGAAUUUCUCAGCCAGAGAAUGUAUUUCCUCCCUCUUUUUAUAAGCUACUUCUUUCUUUUGCCUUAUUAAUUGUGGAUCUGCUCCUGCUUCUAUUUAAAGCCAGAUGCAAAAAUCAGUGACCUGACUUUCCUAGGUACAAUGUUGUAAAUCUGAAGAACCAGGUGAGUAGAUUACUCUAGUGUAAGAUCAUGCCCCCAUGUCUGUUCUUUUGAGGUAUGGGGUAGUUCCUGCUUGUGUUGAAAUCACUGUGUGGAAGGUGUUGGGUACUUCGUAAGGAACUCCAAACUCUGCAGGACUGGGAUUCAUCUUCAACUUAAGUAUUUCAGUCUGUAUUUGGAGACCUCUGUAUGUCUUCUCUUCUGUUCAUGGUGUUCAAAAGUCUCUUGCUACGGAAGUAGCACCUGAAGGUAUGUUUUGCCCGAAGAACCUGCAAUGAAGCAGUUACAUUAGCAAAUGGUAACGUACCCCAGAGUUGAGUAAAAUAACGGAGGCCACCAAGUUUUUCUUGUUUGUGUGAUGAAAUGUUGUCAAAUUAAGUGAUUUGUUGGAGCCUUCCUUUAACUUCUGUACAGCAGUAAGCUUAGAGGAAAAGAAGAUUGCAUUAUUUUUAAAAAAGCUUUAUUUGUGACCCGGACUUGUUGCCUCUGACCCUCUUGGGCUUAAAUAGUUAAAUUAUAUUAAUGUCCAGUUUGUUUCACUGUAGGUAACACAUCAACUGAAUACUCUUGUGCAUAAUCUACUGUAUCUUUCCUCUGUUCUGUGUCGAUGUAUUAUGUGUAUUUGGAUUACAGUUCUUUUUUGUAUUAAAUUAUUUUAUGUUAUAGAACAAUAUUUAAGCGAAGCAAAGAGCUAAUGAAAGUUGUUGGCGUUUUGGGAUUUCUUUUCUCUUUGCUCUUUUUUUGGAUGUACUGUAAAUUGUAAACCAAGGAUGCCAAGCAGGCUUGGUUCAAUGGCUAAAAUUAUUGUAUUACAGUGUAAUGCUGAUCUAGGCCUUGUCUCAACACUAGAGCACACAGACUUGAAUAAAACUGUUAUAAAAGUGA